Messenger RNA from Polychytrium aggregatum, 949 nucleotides. RefSeq lists its product as uncharacterized. The transcript has a single exon. Bases 74 to 676 code for a protein of 200 amino acids. Lineage: Eukaryota; Fungi; Chytridiomycota; Chytridiomycetes; Polychytriales. The record is from RefSeq and is a predicted model, not a curated record.
GGUAUACUUGCCACUUCUACUUGCCGCUCUACCUGUCGUUCCAGCCAUUCCACCCCAACUCGCCUCGAGGAUCAUGUCCGCUCAAGCAGCAACCGUCCAGGUUCUCAGCUCCCUGGAAGCGACCAGCGCCAUCCCGAAUGUGUUCGCCACAACCACCGCAGCUGCAGCGCUGGUUGCCACAACUACCGCAGCUUCAGCGUUGAAUGCCACAACUACCGCAGCUGUAGUACCGACGGCCACGAUCAAUGUUCACUAUCCUCCCGUUCCGCCCGGCUAUCUCGACAGCCUCCCAACCUCAAAUCCCUGGCAGUCAUUUCACCGACCGCCUUUACCAAAGAGCUAUGCUAUACCCAGAGACCCGAAAGCUGUGCCAAAAAAGUCCGCUCAGAAUCCCGUCGCAAACAGCUUUAAUCUGAACGAGUUCCUGGCAACUCUUGGUGGAAUCUUUGGCGUUGUGGUCCUUGCUGUUGCAUUUCUCCUCAUCUACCGAUGGAAGAAGGGUAUCAAGGCCAUCAAGUAUAUUGAUCAUGAGAGACAGGAGGCAGUCUAUCUUGCUGAAGUUGCAGCCGAUAAAGAGCCAGAGCCAGAGCCAGAGCCAGAGCCAGAGCCAGAACCAAGCCCUUUGCCUGCGUCUCAUGCCUCGUCGUUGCGAGCUGUCCCGGCUGUUGUGCUCUGAGAGCAAAACUGUAGAACCCGCUGCUCAUAGCAAGUAUCGCAACGAAUAAUGCUGCAAGCGCAAAGGAAAUCCAGAUUGUCCCUUCCUAUAUCUGGAACCUGCUAAAGUAAGCACAGGCUUGCAGCCCGACGAUAUGAAGGCUGCAUAGUCCCAGCAGUGCAUAACGUGGUUUUAUCGACAUCAAUAUACUUGGGCGAACGAUUCGCUCGGAUGCAUGUCCUUUGUCGCCACGGUCGUUGUGGACGUAUGUAUUCCCCUCAACAAUUAGAAUCC